AUGUCUGACGACGCAGCUGCUCAGCACAACGGAACAACCGAGGUCGAGGACACGGUCAAGGAUGCUGUGGUGGACACCAGCGCCUCCACUGAAACCCAGCCCUUCUCCUGGCUCCAGCCUCAUCCGAUCUUCGUCAUUGCAUUGGUCGGCCCCGAGGAGACGCCCUUCGGCAUUCAAAAGGAUUUCUUGUGCUCGAAGUCCUCAUAUUACAGAAAGUUCUUUGACGAGUCCCCCAAUGAGAGCCUCGAGAACCUCGUGAGACUGCCCGACACCCCGGUCGAGGUCUUUGCCUAUGCCCAGAAUUUCCUUUACACCGGGAACGUCUUCCCCAAUUUUGACAAUCUCCCGACCUAUGAGGUGCUUAUCGGCGUCUGGAAACUGGGCCACGACCUGGGCAUCGACGGCCUCUGCGACGCCACGCUCGACGCCAUGGCUGAGUGUCGCCGCAUCACGCAGCACAUACCCGCCACUCCCCUUCUCGUUCAGGUGUGGAAGGACACUCCGGAGGGUUCCUCGAUCCGCAAGCUUCUCCUUUCGUGGGCCGCCGAGUAUAUGAGAUCGAGCGAGUCCCGAGCCGAGUUCGCCCGGUCACUCCCGCAGGAGGUGUUGAGCGAGCUGGUGGUGACUAUGAGUUCGCUGGAGAGCCCACCCCUCCAACUCGAUGCUACACCCGCAUCGUCCGGCUCUGCUGGUCAGCGUCGCUCGGCGCCAGAGGCCGAGCUGGAGGAGGCAGACGGGCGCCCCGCCAAGAAGCGCCGCGCCUCGGAUGCUGGAGUCAAUGGCACGUUGACAGCGGCUGCGGCUCAAGGCACCGGUCGGAAGCUUGGCCCGAAGGCGUCUCUGCCGGGAUCUAAGCCAGGGCCGAAACCCGGGUCUAAGCGCCGGACUAGCGCCGCCGUCGCUGGAGCCCAGCAGUUCUCAGCCAACCAAAAGCUUAACUUCUGCGCCGACCUUCUUGCGAGAAUGCUGUCCGGUCCUGGAUUUUGGACGCGCGUGGUCGGCCCCUUCAAGGACCCCGUCGACCCCGAGCGCGACGGCGUGCCCGACUACUUCGAGGUGGUCAAGAAGCCGAUGGACCUGAGCACCAUGAAGGCCAAGAUGGACCGGCGCGAGUACGCCGACGAGAACGAGUUCCUCGCCGACAUGAACCAGAUCUUCACCAACUGCUACACGUAUUGGCGGGAGUCUGACCCCAUGUGGGCAGCGUGCGAGAAGCUGCAGAAGUCGUUUGAGGACAAGUUUAGCCAGAUGAACAAGUGGAUUGCCAAGAUGGAAGGGAACGAAGAGAAUUAG
Parathielavia appendiculata is the source of this 1293-nucleotide messenger RNA. Its product is annotated as Bromodomain-containing protein. NCBI's taxonomy places the organism in Eukaryota, Fungi, Ascomycota, Sordariomycetes, Sordariales, Chaetomiaceae. The transcript is spliced from 3 exons. The coding region runs from base 1 to 1293 and encodes 430 amino acids. The record is from RefSeq and is a predicted model, not a curated record. Gene Ontology annotation, biological process: chromatin remodeling; regulation of DNA-templated transcription. Gene Ontology annotation, cellular component: chromatin; nucleus.